AUGGGUCGUCCUCCACCAAGAAUAAGUUGGUACUCUGGCAACACUUUAGUGGACGCUUCGGAUGGUGACAGCGAUAUCCCGAAAGUGAGGGAGAACGAGCUAUACCUGCCUCUGACGAGGGAUAAUGCUGCGGCCCUCUCCUGUAGGGCUUCAAACACGAAACUAGCGCCACCUCUGGUGGCUAGCUUGGAAAUUGAGUUAUACCUUCCUGCGUACAACGUGUCAAUUCACUGGGUGUCUGGGACGGCGGACGGCGUCCUGCAAGUAGGAAAGCCAGCAGUGGUAAAGUGCACCGCCCGGGGAUCGUACCCGCAACCCGAUUUGUCUUGGUGGCUGGACCACCGGCAUCUUACGCAACAUAGUAAUCAGAGUUGGACUAACUCGAGCCGUACCGCGGAAUCAUACUUAAAACUGAACCCCGCGGUGGGCGACAAUGGCGCAACGCUUGCCUGCGUAGCCACCAACCCCGUAAUGGCGCCCAGCCGGGGGUCUAAGGCUGAUGUCCUCACUCUCAAUGUCACUUACAGUCCAAUACUGGAAGUGUCCAAAAUAGGCUUCGGCAAACAAAACGAGGUGGUAGAAGUGGACUCGCUACACUUGGAAUGCGAAGUGAAGGCUAACCCGCCGAUACUACAGGUCUACUGGUAUUUUAAUGAUAGUUUAAUUAAGCCAGGCGAUAUAUGGGGAAAAAAUGUGUCGUCCCAGGUGCUUUACGUUUUAGAAGCGACUCGAGAGCACACCGGUCGGUACGCAUGCGCCGCAGCCAACUCUGUGGGAGAGACGCGAUCUGAAACCAUCUCUAUUACCGUGUUUUAUCCACCAGAGUGCUCAAACAGAGGCAUAAGACUCGUAAAAGAAACUCUAAGCUGUAACUUAAAGGCGUUACCAGCACCUGAUACAUAUUUCUGGCAUGUUCAACCGGCAGGAUUUGAACCCCAAAACCUAACCACAGGGUCUCAUAUCCUACCAUUAGACCAAAUCAAUGGACCUUUGUCUGACUUUUUGAAAGCAACUUGUUCUGGAAACAACGGCAUAUCGUAUCAGGAAGUCCCGUGUGAGAAGACCUUUAGUUUCGAACAUUUGAGACCUCAGCAGCCGCAGCAAUGUGACCUCGCGUAUGAGUACGGAGAGUUUCAUAUACGAUGUGUACCGGUGGAAAACGCGACGUAUUACGAAGUGUCAGUAUGGAGGCUGUCCACCAGCAAUUCCUCGUUAGUGCUGGAAAAGAGAGCGUCCAUGGGGUUCGGUACCGGCCAGGCCAUGGCCCAGGGUGGGUCGUGGCUGGUCCGAGCUGGGCUGGGAGAGAUGGGCGCGGGAGACGAAGCUGGGGCGCUGGCUUGCAAUCGAUAUGGAUGUUCGAGAGCGUUACUGUUGCGGCCUACUGAGAAUCUGCUGCAAGCCGCGUCGCCUCCGUGGUGGCAUUUGAACAAGGAUGUGGGAAUAGCCAUUGGAGCAGUAGUGGCGGUGAUUCUGUUCGUUAUUACCACGAUCUUCGCGAUCCGCCUGGCGCGGCGGCCGCGGAACAAGCCCGCAGCACCUGUCAUACAAGUGCUGCAAUUGGACGACGUCGCCAGGAACUUCUUGGACAACGUAGCGGAACAUAAAAUCCGCGGCUCGUCGACGAUCAGGCCGAGCAGUACUGUGUACUCCGACGGCUCGUGCGAGUCACUCGCCAGCAGCCUCGAGCGACGUCGGAAGCAGUUCUGGGACCGGUGGGAGCCGCCGCCUCCCGACGUCACUCUCACUCUCCACAGAGAAAGCGCUGUCUGAAUGUAUUUGGUGUAACUAGGAUUUAUUAUCGGCUGGUUUUUCAAUCAGAUAAUAUAAAUACGGGAAAACAUUUUGUACCCUUUUUAAACAGAGUUAAAUGAAAUUUAAUGAUGUCAAAUCUCACACUCCCGCGUGAAAAAAUUAAUUUAUGAAAAAUAAUAUUACAAA
Messenger RNA from Manduca sexta (tobacco hornworm), 1938 nucleotides. Its product is annotated as hemicentin-2-like. The transcript has 10 exons. The record is from RefSeq and is a predicted model, not a curated record. Bases 1 to 1770 code for a protein of 589 amino acids. Lineage: Eukaryota; Metazoa; Arthropoda; Insecta; Lepidoptera; Sphingidae.